Dinoponera quadriceps is the source of this 6254-nucleotide messenger RNA. It is a transcript of the gene Ser, whose product is annotated as protein jagged-1. The record is from RefSeq and is a predicted model, not a curated record. Bases 1613 to 5218 code for a protein of 1201 amino acids. Gene Ontology annotation, biological process: cell communication; Notch signaling pathway; multicellular organism development. Gene Ontology annotation, molecular function: calcium ion binding; Notch binding. Gene Ontology annotation, cellular component: membrane. Lineage: Eukaryota; Metazoa; Arthropoda; Insecta; Hymenoptera; Formicidae. The transcript has 8 exons.
UUAACCGUGCCUCGAGCUGCUCAAAUCGGCGAGUCGGGUAUCGCGAGUAACUUUUCUCGCGCGUUUCUCACGGGGAAAUCCCUCACGGGGAUUUUCGCGGAUAUUAUUCGCACCGUGGCCGUCCCACGUGCGAUCUUCAUCAUCGAGCGGGGAAAUCAGUUGAUAAUCAGUCUGCAAAAGUGAGACACCCACGCGCGGAUUACGUAACGUUAUCUCGAACGAAUCCGUGACGUUAAUCUGUCCGGUGAAAAUCCGGAUGCUGACAAGGCGAGCUUGAAGGAUCGGGCUUUGCGAGACGGGAACGUGGGACAGCGAUCGCUCCGAAAUAAUCGCAACGAGCGCGGGACAACGAGGAUCGAUGACACACCGGUGGAAACAGCAGGGACGAAAGUAGGAAGAUACCGAUCGACGGAAGACACGGGGAGACGAGAGGAACGCGCGAGAUCGAAGGGACGAGUCCGCGAGCUCGAGCGAAGGGAAAAAGAGUCGAAGAAGGAUGGACUACCGAGGAGCCUCGGAGGAUGGAACUAUGGAAGCAAAAACAGAAACCAGUCUCACUGGCUCAAGGCUGCCUGGCCGAGAGAGUACCUGGCCCGCUGGAGCGCUGGAGCUACCUGGAUCGUCCAGUCCCGAAUUGCCGCCGCCAUGUUCGUCCCCCGCAAUACGCGUCAGACCGAGUAGUGAGCCGGCCGGCGGGGAGGAGCGGCCGAUCGAAACACCACCCUAGGCGAGCCGAUUCCCGAGCUCCACCCGGACCACCGGAGACUAUCUCGUCGGCAACAGUGGAACACGUGCGCUGGACGACAUCGCGCGUCGAGGAAAGCAGGUGCCGUGCGGGCUUUCUCGCGCGCGCGCGCGCGCGAUCGCUUUCUCCGACGAAUUCGGAGCCGGCGUGAACUCAGCCGCGAAUCGCGCGCUUAGCUUCGAUUAGUCUCGCGCGCGCGCGCCAUACCGGUAUCGAGCGUAGCGAUAGAAAAUGGCGAACGAGUGAGAAUCGCGAGAGGAGGUGUGUGCGCGGGCGGAGGUGAGCGAAGAAGAAGACGGGGAUCUCGUAUUCUCGCGGCGAUAUCGCCGAUAGCCGCUCGCAGCGGCGAUCGAGGGAAAGGUACCUGUCCGCGACGCGAGAGCGCACCCGAGACGCCUCACCUGCCUCCCGUUCCGCGUCCUCCUCACGACGCGUCGCGUUCGCCUCUCCGCUCGUUCUCUCUCUCUCUCUCUCGCAUCUGCCCCUCGCGUCGGACUCGAUCGUGCCGGAUGACCCGGGCGAGAAACCGCGGACAACAACGGUGAGGCGCGCGCGCGCGGGCGCGUGCUCGCGCGAAACCUCCCCCGAGUGUUGACGAGUGUUGAGUGUUCGACGGAAGGGGGUCUCAUCUCGACGAGCAGUGGAGCGAUUUUAAUUCGGUGGUGGUGCGCGGACCGAGAGGGAAGAUCAGCUAAGUGCAGUGCGCCGAUCGUUCGGGAAUAUCGUCGACCGAUCAUAAUUCGUUGGUAAUUCGGUGAGAGUGGUGAGAGCGACGGAUACGCGCGGCGGGAGUGCUCGACGGCCGAGGAACAGCGGCAACGGGGAUCGGUGAUAUGCGGUAGUCGCGGGAAUUCCCCAGGGAGAGACAUGAGGACGGCCGCCGCCUACGUCCUGUUCCUUGCCCACCUCAUACAGGCGACAACCGCGAGCGGAUACUUCGAGGUGCAGAUCCUCUCGCUGUCGAACAACAGGGGCACCCUGGUGGACGGUAGGUGUUGCGGCGGGGGAGACGGGGGAGGAGGGGUCCCGCCGUGCACGAAGCCCUGCUCGACAGCCUUUUGGCUCUGUCUCAAGGAGUACCAGUCGAAUGUCACUGCCAUCGGCACCUGCAGCUUCGGCAACGUAUCUAGUCACGCCCUCGGCCCGAACACCUUUACCCUCGCCGAACCUGUCACCCUGCAGCUCCCCUUCACCUUCCGAUGGACGAGGCAAUUCACGUUGAUCCUGCAAGCGAGGGACGUACCGAGCGCCGGCGUGAUCGAGGAAACGAGUUACAGCGGCAUCGUCCUGCCCGAGUCCACGUGGCACACCCUCAAUCAUCAAGGUAGAAACGCUCACUUAGCGUACCGGAUACGUGUCCAGUGCGACGAGCAUUACUACAACGCUACCUGCACCAAGUUCUGCCGGAGUAGAGACGACGUUUUCGGUCAUUACAACUGCAGCGAAGACGGCGACAAAGUGUGCAAUGACGGAUGGACGGGCAACGAGUGCAACACGGCCGUCUGCAAGAAGGGCUGCCAUCCGGUGCACGGCUACUGCGAGGUCAGCUACGAGUGCAAGUGCCGGCACGGCUGGCGAGGCGACCUGUGCGACCAAUGCACGCCCUAUCCGGGCUGCAAGCACGGCUACUGCAACGGCUCGAGCUGGCAGUGUAUCUGCGACACCAACUGGGGCGGCAUACUCUGCGAUCAGGAUCUCAACUACUGCGGCACCCACGAGCCCUGCCAAAACGGCGGCACGUGCCUCAACACCGCGCCGGACCACUACCUGUGCACGUGUCCGGACGGUUUCUCCGGACCCACCUGCGAGAAGAUCGACAACCCGUGCGCGACCAAUCCCUGCCUGAACGGGGCGACCUGCCAUGAGCACGGGGAGACGGCGCAGUGCGUGUGCGCUCCGGGCUUUACCGGGCCGAACUGCGCGACCGACAUCGACGAGUGCGCCUCGCAACCCUGUCAGAAUAACGGCACCUGCGUGGACGGCAAGAACAGCUUCGUGUGUAACUGCCCGCCCGCCUGGCAAGGGACUCUCUGCCAAUUCGACGUGGACGAGUGCGCGCUCAAGGAGCCACCCUGCAAGAACUCCCUCACCUGCUCCAACUUGGCCGGCGACUACAACUGCCGGUGCCGGAGCGGCUUCACGGGCAAGAAUUGCACGAAGAACAUCAACGACUGCGUCGGCCAAUGCCAGCACGGCGCGCUCUGCAUCGACCUGGUGAACGACUACCACUGCAGCUGCACCGCCGGCUACUCCGGCAAGGACUGCGACGUCGACAUCGACGAGUGCGCGUCCAACCCUUGCCAGAACGGCGGCGAGUGCCGGGACCAGGUGAAUUCGUACGAGUGCGUGUGCCCGGUCGGCUUCAGCGGGCAGCAUUGCGAGAUCGACCGCAACCACUGCAGCCCGAACCCCUGCCGCAACUCGGCGCCGUGCUUCAACACGCAGACCGACUACUACUGCCACUGUCCGGUCGAGUGGCAAGGCAAGAACUGCACGGAACUGGCCGCGCACAACCCCGAGUUCGGCACGCCGGACGAGCAGUUCGGUUGCGGCAGCGAGGGCACACCCUGCGGCGGCCGUGGCCGUUGCAUCGGCGGCAGAUGCACCUGCGACCCGGGCUACACCGGCGUGCACUGCCACGAGAACAUCAACGACUGUCACAGCAACCCCUGCCUGAACGGCGGCACCUGCGUCGACCUGGUCAACUCCUUCCAGUGUAUAUGCAGGGAAGGCUGGAGCGGGGAUCUGUGUGAUCAAGACGUGGACGAGUGCAUGACGCAGCCCUGCCGCAACAACGGUACCUGCGUGGACGGCGUGGCGGACUUCACGUGCAUCUGCCGCGGCGGCUGGAAGGGCAAGACCUGCACGUUGCGCGGCGGUCACUGCGAGCCCGGCACUUGUCGGAACGGCGGCACCUGUCAGGAUCGCGGUGACAGCUUCACGUGUCACUGCCCGCCCGGGUGGGAGGGCGCCGCCUGCCACAUCGCCUCGCCGGCCUGCGCGAGCAGCCCUUGCGAGAACGGGGCGACCUGCGUGAACACCGCGGACGGCAACUACCGUUGCGUAUGCCGGGAGGGCUUCGAAGGGCCGAACUGCCGGCGCGACGUCGACGACUGCCAGCCGCUGCCGUGCCUGAACGGCGGCAAAUGCGUCGACGGCGUCAACUGGUUCAGAUGCGAGUGCGCGGCCGGCUUCACCGGCCCGGACUGCCGCAUCAACGUGAACGAGUGCGCGAGCGACCCGUGCAUGAGCGGGUCCGUCUGCGUGGACGGUAUCGCGAGUUACUCCUGCAUCUGUCCACCUGGCCGGACCGGCACACGAUGCGAGAUCAGGACCGCCGGUGGGCCCGGCUGCAUGGCCGUUUCGUGGAACGACGAUUGCAACGUGUGCGAGUGCCGGAACGGCAAGAAUCAGUGCAGCAACGUCUGGUGCGGGCCGGGUAACUGCCUGAACGGCACCUCCUGCUUAGCCCACGAGGUGUGCGUCCCCAGUCCGGGCGAGAGCUGCUUGGCACCGCCGUGUCCGGCAUGGGGCGAGUGUCGGCCGAUCGAAACCGGGAGGCGGGUGGGACCGCCGGCGUUGCCGGCCCCUCCGUCCUGUUGGCCCGGACAGUCGACACCGGGGCCAACUUGCUCGAGACUCACGAUAUUGCUGAGGAGGGACACCCUGGCGGCCGGCACGUCGGUAGAGCUGCUGUGCCGUCGCCUGAGGAAGCUCCUCGCCGAUCCGCGCAGGCCGCAGUCGGUGGUGCUGCUCUGCGACUUGAAACCGGGUGACAACGACACGAUAGAAGUGACGAUCUUCUCCGAAGCGGCGGCUGACGCAGCGAGAGACCUCGGUGAGUCCCUCAGUCGUCCCCUAGCGAGACCUCUCGCUCUGGCCUCCGUGUUGGAGGUCAAAGUAGAGACGGCUUUGCUCAGCGAGCCCAGCUCGUCGGGCUCGAACAACGCCGGCAGCUACGUAGCCGUUCUCGGCGGCGCUCUGGCGGCGAUACUGGUGUUGGUGCUGUUCGGCGGGCUCUGGUACCUCAAGUCCGUCAGGCACAGGUCAAACUUGACGGCGACUACCAGCAGCGAGACCUCUUUGCACCGCCAUCGCAGCGACCUGGACGAGAAGUCGAACAAUCUUCAGAACGAGGAGAACCUGAGGAGAUACGCGAACCCGCUGAAGGAUCAAGACUCCGGCGAGCCCAGAGUGUCCGUCGUCAGACCGUUGUCGGGUUCUUCGCUCGGCAACUUGACCGCCACCGAGGAGAGCUUGGAGAUGGUGUCCGAGGAAGGCAGACAUCGCUUGCCGCCGCUCUACAAACCACCCAGCGCCGAAGCGAGGAACAACACGGCUAGUUUCAGCUACGAGGAGGGCGCGCACAAGCCCUACAGCAAGCCCAGACUGCAGGAGCCGUCUUAUCCGCAUCAGCAGCCAGGCACCAGCCAGACGUCGGGACCGCACCAGGUGCUGACGGUACACGUGUGAUCGAGUGCCGUCGAAGUGAAACAGGCGGCGAUCCCGAGGAUCCUGCUCCCGGAUUUCUCCCGCUUGGAGAAACCGUACGGAGCCUACUACGCGGGGAUUCUUGGAACGAAGAUUCUUAGGGACGAUAUAAGAAACACGUAGUAACGCUAGACGGGGAGACUAGAUUUAACGCCCGAGACUGAGAGUUUACCUGGACGAUCUGAUUCUUAUGUGAUAACGGAAACCGUGACCUUUCGAUUUCGGGAUGACUUUCCGGUGAGUUGGCUCCCCUCUGAGAUUACCCCUCGCGAUGGCCGAGACGGCGCGUAGAAUAUACUAGAGAUGAACGGGGAGGUAUGAAAGAAAAGAGAACGUACUGCAAUCAGACUGUUGCUCAUGCUGUGCAAAGGGCGCAAAUUGCCGUAGCCAAUCAAACGUGAAACGCAAAUUUAAGCUGGAGAACCAAUCGUGAUGUCUCUUUGGGUUUUUGUCUAUUCCGGGAGGAGACGGAAGUAACCGUGUAACCUGGGUAAAAUUCGGACCGAGUAAUUAGGAUUUCAAUCGAUCGAAUCCUAGUUACUUCCGCUUAGGCCAGAUUUACUGUCAGUUCUAUCUUUCUUCGGGGCAGAUAAAUCUAAAGCAAUAUUCUGAUUGGUUCUUCGGCUUAAGUUGUCUUAUGGCUACGACAGUUCGUAUGCGAAAGCCCUGAGUAACCUUAUUACGACAUGAGAGAGAAACGCAAACGUUGAAUUGUUUUCGCACUAUAAUUCGCGGUGAACAAUCGCUUAAAUCGUCGACUUUUUCGCGCGAGAGUAUCACAAUAACGCGAUUCUAGCGCGAAAGAUUUUUUCAAAUUUGCAAAGUCGCGCACAAAGAAGUCGUUUCCUCUUUCAUUCUCCCCACUCGGCCCCCCUUCCCCCUCCCGCACUUGUGCGAUAUGACAAUAAACGAUCGAUAAUUAUAAAUAAUUUUAACGAAGAACGACCAGUUUGUUAUAUCGUUGUACAUAUGUACAUAACUCGUACUUAUUAAUUCCGCUAAGUCUGUAUCUCCUCCU